Pistacia vera is the source of this 651-nucleotide messenger RNA. RefSeq lists its product as uncharacterized. Lineage: Eukaryota; Viridiplantae; Streptophyta; Magnoliopsida; Sapindales; Anacardiaceae. The coding region runs from base 68 to 484 and encodes 138 amino acids. The record is from RefSeq and is a predicted model, not a curated record. The transcript has 7 exons.
GGUCUAACGAAGGGUUUAGCUGACAACAACAAAAACAGAACCGCUGAGAACACAAACACACAAAACAAUGGCAGCAGAUUCCAAACCCGAUCCAUCUAAAAUUCGCUGCCAUCACUGUGCAGGCCCUCUCUCAAUGCAGGCGGAAACAAGUGAGUGGACAGUGGCUCCGUUUGUAAGGGAUAGCUUUUCUAUGAUUGGGUCUGCCGUUGGUGGUACGGCGAGUGCAUUUUACGGAUUCAACCAUGCGAUGCCAGUUGUGCGGAGAUGGGUGAAGGGACCCAUGUGGCUGCAUUUCCUUCUUGGUGCACCCCCGGUUAUAGUAUUCUCUUCAGCUUGUGCAGGACUGGCAGGUGGUGCUGUUCCAGCCUUAGCCCAACUCGCUUCGUCUUCUUACCAUGCAGCGUUUGCAUCACAAACAGUACCUCAUUCGCCUUCAAAGGAUGAUAAGAUGCACAAAUCCAAGACUUCAUCUACCUUGUUUUAACUAGGGGUGUUAGCCGACCCGAGCCGCUUGUGAGCAGCUUGAGCUCGACUUGAUUUUUGUUCGGAUACAGUGUCGAGCCGAGUUCGAGCUCGCCAUAUUUCAGCUCGAAAAGCUCAAUUGAGAAAGUGAAAAAGUGGAGAAUUGGAAAUUUUUUUUUUUUUUUUUUU